This is a messenger RNA of Camponotus floridanus (Florida carpenter ant), 1516 nucleotides long. Its product is annotated as odorant receptor 4-like. The record is from RefSeq and is a predicted model, not a curated record. Gene Ontology annotation, molecular function: olfactory receptor activity; odorant binding. The transcript has 6 exons. Gene Ontology annotation, biological process: detection of chemical stimulus involved in sensory perception of smell; sensory perception of smell. Lineage: Eukaryota; Metazoa; Arthropoda; Insecta; Hymenoptera; Formicidae. The coding region runs from base 61 to 1209 and encodes 382 amino acids. Gene Ontology annotation, cellular component: plasma membrane.
UCUUCUUUAUUGCAUAUUCUAAUAGAUCGUAAAAUUACAGUAAAAACGAACAAGAUUAUUAUGAUUCGACAGAAUAUCCUCAAUCGCAAAGUGAAAUUUAUAUUUACUUUGUGCGGCAUCUGGCCAGGGAUAUCGUGCGUUUUGUUCUAUAGAAUGUUUUGGAUCAUUACAAUGACAAUUGCUAUAUCAUAUUUAGUCUCUUACUUAUUAGCGCAUAUAUAUACCGCUGAACUUAUAGACUUGAUCGACUGUCUGUGUACUAUACUAGCGCAUCUCAAAGUAAUCUCUAAGUGUUUUAUAUUUUGGUCAAACCAAAAAACAUUGAUCGAAAUUCUGGCGAUGAUGGCGGAAGAUUGGAACGAUUGCACUGAUAACGAUAUUACCAUGCGCGAGACAUCGAAGAAAGCGAAAUUAUCGGAUCGUCUUGUAAAUGCAAUCUUUAUUUUACACACAACGACGGUUUCUGCAUAUUGCAUCGGCCUUUUUCUGAGUGAUAUGGAUAUCACCGAUCAGAUGAUAGAAUUACCUUUCAUAGGCAAAUUAAAAGUUCCUUUUCACAUAAACACUCAAUGCGUGUACAGAUUAACGAUAGUUGCAAAAUCUUUGCACGUAAUUUUGUGUGGCUGGGUGGCCGGUAUGACAAACGUUCUACUAUUGACUUUCACCUUACAUGCAGCUGGUCAAAUCGAUAUUCUGUGUUAUUGGAUUACGCAAUUGACAUUCUGCGAAAAUAAAUUAACCGUCAUUACAAUGAAAAAAAUUAUUCAAAAACAUAAAAAAAUCGUCACUUUUUCAGAAAAUAUCGAGUGUCUUUAUACAUAUAUCGCAUUAGUGCAAUUUGUGUCAAACACAGUAAUGAUUUGUUCGCUUGGCUUUCUUAUUGUAACAGCAAUCGGUAGUCCCAAUGCGAUGGAGCAAAUAAUGAAAUCUCUUUUAUUUUACACCAUAACAAAUUUGGAAGCGUUUAUAUUUUGCUUUGCUGGAGAAUAUAUGAAUAAUAAGAGCAGAGAAAUUGGUGCUGCGGCAUAUAAUUCUACAUGGUACGAUUUGAACUCUAAAGACAGCCGUGUUUUGCUAUUUGUUAUGUUGAGAUCGCAAAAGCAACUGACGCUUACAGCUGGAAAGAUGAUGGAUCUUUCCUUGGAAUCCUUUAAAAAUAUUAUGAGUGCUUCAGGAUCAUAUUUAUCAAUGUUGUUGGCGAUGCAAUAAAUGUCGAUUCGUGCAAUAAUAUAUUGACUUUUCCAUAAAUCGUUGGUUAAAAUUUACAUGUAAAAUUAUAUUUAUAUCGCAUAAGAUCCACGAUAUUACACGAUACUUUGAAUUAUUAAAGGUAAACUGCGUAGGGUACAUAAGAAAUUGACAGAUACUUCAUUUUCUUCUCUUAUCAAAAUGACGUUCCACGAAAAGUUAAGAAAGCCAGAUAAUAAUUUAUGCGCUUAUUAAAUGAUGCGUUUUUUUGUUUCUCUUUAUUUCUCCUUUUCUUUUCCCCUACUUUUAAAAUUUUUCAAAGAUAGUU